Molecule: messenger RNA, 993 nt
Organism: Macroventuria anomochaeta
Lineage: Eukaryota; Fungi; Ascomycota; Dothideomycetes; Pleosporales; Didymellaceae
Exons: 3
Coding region: 1-993 (330 amino acids)
Molecular function (GO): nucleic acid binding
Source: RefSeq, a predicted model, not a curated record
AUGGCAGAUUGGGACAAUCGCCUCCCACAUGAUACACCAAAAAGGAGCAAGGUCCAGGGUGCAGUUGAGUACUUAGAAGCCAAGGGGAUCCCACACUACAAGGAGGACAUUUUCCAACACUUUGAAGUCUCCCAUUGCCAGGGAUGGGCUAUGAUCAGUGAUGAUAGUUUACAAAAUAUUGAGAGGAUGAUUCAAGAUGAGGGUUUUGAGGUGCGUGCUUAUACUUGGGACACUCUUGCAUAUGAAGCAGGCCUCUCCUGCAGCGGCAGGACCUUGCAAAGAGCACUAGGAAGGAUGGACUAUCAUAAGUGUAUAGCUUGCCGCAAGGGAUGGUGUGGCAGAGACCUAAAAGAGACCCAGAAGGAGUAUGCAAAGAUGGCUAAAGCUAUGCGUCCAGAGCCAGAAGAUUGGGACAAUGUACGCUUCUCUGAUGAGGUUCACUUUGCCCUGGGGCCUCAAGGAAGGAUUUACAUUAUUAGGAAGCCUGGAGAGCAGUACUGUAGUAACUGCAUUCAACACCAGAACGAGCCAACCCCUAUGGAGAAGGAGAUGAACAAGAUCCAUGCAUGGGCAGCCAUUGGGUACAACUUUAAGUCUCCUCUCACCUUCUACAAUAUCUCUAGCAACAAGAACGGCAAGAUGACUCAAUGCGCAUACAUUGAUCAAGUCCUGAAGCCUCUGGUAAAGCCCUGGGUGGAUAGGGGUGACAGGUUCUGGCUUGAAGAAGAUAACAACUCUGGGCAUGGGCCAGGAAAGAGCAAUAUUGUCAGAACCUUUAAGAAAGACAACAGCAUUCAAAGCUUCUUCAAUGCUCCCUCAUCCCCAGACCUUGCUCUUAUUGAAAACUGCUGGCAACCUCCUAAACAAUACAUCAAAAAGUUUCCCCAUUGGGAUGAGGAUGAUACUUGGGAGCUGGCUCUUGAAGGGUGGGACAAAGUCACUCAAGAGCUUCAAGAUUGUAUAGAUGUAGGAGGAGAAAUGACAGGAUGGUAA